Messenger RNA from Saccostrea cuccullata (small rock oyster), 754 nucleotides. RefSeq lists its product as uncharacterized. Bases 54 to 686 code for a protein of 210 amino acids. The transcript has 6 exons. The record is from RefSeq and is a predicted model, not a curated record. Lineage: Eukaryota; Metazoa; Mollusca; Bivalvia; Ostreida; Ostreidae.
GUUUACUGGAAUGUCUUCCAGUGUGUUGCUGACAUUUGCUUAGAGCAGACGAAAUGGUAACAUACAUAAAAGUAUGCAAUUUGAUAGGAAUAUCCUGCGUAUUGGUUGUGUGUUUGUACGUAAAUAUAUCUGCUGGAAGUAAAGAAACCGAGAGCCAGAAAAUUGAAACAGCAGUUAAGAAACUUGGACAUGAUGAUGAUGAUGAACUAAAAGUUAUCCAGAAAAGGGCUGCAAGACGAGUCGUAAGGCACAGAAAGACGCACAGCGAACAACCCACAUACACGCACAACGUUAAACACACAAAGAAACACAGCGAACAACCCACGAAGAAACGCAAGGAAGGACACACGAAGAAGCAUGAUGUCCCCCAAAAUGUCACCACUGCAGGAACUUCUACCAAAGACUCUAAUGAUACGGAAGAAUCUAUAUAUGCUAACAAGAAAACGGAUGUCAACCAGAAAGCCGUGAUAAUUGGAGAAGAAAAUGGACCCAAGGCGAAACCCAAGAAAGUGGACCCCACAGAAGUGGCUGACGAUGACCUCAAAACAGGGGUUAUCAUCACAAUCAUCGUCGUCGUCAUCGCUUUCGUUGGAUGUGGAGCUGUCAUGUGGGGGAGACGAGAACAGAUAAAAGGAAUCUUGUCAGGCGUGAAGGAAAAAAUGAAAAAAGACAAAGGAGACGAUUAAACUGUAAAUCUGUGGAUCAGGAUCUUUCACUGUGUUACAGAGAUUUGAAUAAUAAUACUGAAACACUU